Molecule: messenger RNA, 588 nt
Organism: Triticum dicoccoides
Lineage: Eukaryota; Viridiplantae; Streptophyta; Magnoliopsida; Poales; Poaceae
Product: PLASMODESMATA CALLOSE-BINDING PROTEIN 5-like
Exons: 3
Source: RefSeq, a predicted model, not a curated record
GGGUGAGGCGGGAGGGGAGGUUCGGCGGCUAGGGUUCGGCGCCGCCCGAGUCGCCCCAAGCGGAGCGACGCGGGGGCCGGGCGAAGUCAGGAACUUCCUUCGGCGCCCCCAAAUCGCCUCCCUCCAAUGGUGGCAGCCUCGCCUCCCUCCCUCCACCUCGCCCUCCUCCUCUUUGCAGCCCACGCGGCCGUCGGCGGCGCCGCGGGGGCGGUCGGGGUGAGCGGAGGCGGGCAGCUGUGGUGCGUGGCAAAGAACAACGCCGAGGACGGCGCGCUGCAGUCGGCCAUCGACUGGGCCUGCGGCCCCAACGGCGGCGCCGACUGCCGUGCCAUCCAGCAGGGCGGCGCCUGCUACGAGCCGCCCGACCUCCUGGCGCACGCCUCCUACGCCUUCAACGACUACUUCCUCCGAUCCGGCGGCGCCGCCAGCCCCGCCGCCUGCGACUUCUCCGGCGCCGCCGCGCUCAUCGGCCUCAACCCUAGUCAUGGGAACUGCGUGUUUCCUUCCAGUUCAUCCCCCAGAAAUGGCAGCUUCACGGGAAUAACAACCUAUGGUCGCACCGGUGCAGAUUUAAGCCAAAGUUCUUCA